Acanthopagrus latus (yellowfin seabream) is the source of this 3521-nucleotide messenger RNA. RefSeq names its product ATP-binding cassette, sub-family B (MDR/TAP), member 7 (gene abcb7). The transcript is spliced from 16 exons. Gene Ontology annotation, biological process: intracellular iron ion homeostasis; transmembrane transport. Gene Ontology annotation, molecular function: ABC-type transporter activity; ATP binding; ATP hydrolysis activity. Gene Ontology annotation, cellular component: mitochondrial inner membrane. The record is from RefSeq and is a predicted model, not a curated record. Bases 1 to 2241 code for a protein of 746 amino acids. Lineage: Eukaryota; Metazoa; Chordata; Actinopteri; Spariformes; Sparidae.
AUGGCGCAGAUGUUGGCACCGCUGAAAUGCGGCUUUCACUUCCAAAGACGAAAAUUAGCGCUUCUCCUUCGACAGACGAGCUCAUAUCACAUUUGGAAUAAAGGUCGCAGUGAAAACGGGACGGACCUUAAACGCCAAAGUACAUAUCUGCUGGGCUCACCUCCGCACCUACGAACAGCGUCAUGGAAUACAAGCAGAAGCGAAAACAGUCGACGGAUUUUAGAGGCAGCGAAACAUUUACAGAUCGCAGACAAAAGAACAUGUUGGCAUGGAAAUGCAGGAGGAAAGCUAAAUGCCGAUCCAAAAAAUGUGUUGAAUGAAGUGAAUUCAGCCCAGAUACUGUCUGCAAUGCUGUCUUAUGUGUGGCCAAAGAAUAGACCAGACCUGCGGGCCCGUGUUGCUAUCUCUCUGGGCCUGCUCGCUGGAGCCAAGCUCACCAAUGUGACGGUGCCCUUCAUGUUUAAGUAUGCAGUGGACGAGCUUAACCAGAUGUCGGGACACAUGCUGAACCUGAAUGACGCGCCAAGCACUGUGGCUACCAUGGCAACGGCGGUGCUGAUUGGCUAUGGCGCAUCACGGGCUUGUGCAGCCUUCUUUAACGAGCUGAGGAACACUGUGUUCGGCAAGGUGGCCCAGAGCUCCAUCCGACGCAUCGCCAAGAACGUCUUCCUGCACUUGCACAAUCUGGAUCUGGGUUUUCAUCUCAGUCGGCAGACAGGAGCACUAUCCAAGGCCAUCGACCGUGGCACACGGGGCAUCUCGUUUGUCCUCAGUGCGCUCGUCUUCAAUCUAGGACCUACAGUCUUUGAGAUGGUCCUCGUCAGUUCCAUUUUGUAUUAUAAAUGUGGUGGACAAUUCGCAGCAGUGGCCAUGGGUACCUUAUCAGCAUACACCAUCUUCACUAUUCUCUUCACACAGUGGAGGACUCGCUUUCGGAUAGAAAUGAACAAAGCAGACAAUGAAGCUGGCAAUGCGGCUAUUGACUCCCUCCUCAACUAUGAGACUGUUAAGUACUUUAACAAUGAGAAGUAUGAAGCUGAUAAGUAUGACGGAUAUCUGAAGAUCUAUGAAUCGGCCUCUUUAAAAACCACGUCCACACUCGCCAUGCUCAACUUUGGCCAGAGUGCCAUCUUCAGCGCCGGCCUGACUGGCAUCAUGUUGUUGGCAAGCAAGGGCAUCGUUGCAGGUACGAUGACCGUGGGAGACCUGGUGAUGGUAAAUGGUCUGCUUUUCCAGCUCUCCCUCCCCCUCAACUUCCUGGGUACCGUGUACAGAGAGACCAGACAGGCUUUAAUAGACAUGAACACUCUCUUCACCCUGCUCAACAUUGACACCAAGAUCAAGGAGAGGGAUCUUGCCCCACCAUUAACCAUCGCACCACAGGAGGCCACUAUCCGCUUUGAGGACGUUUAUUUUGAGUACCUGGAGGGCCAGAAAGUCUUAAACGGUGUGUCCUUCGAAGUGCCUGCAGGGAAGAAGGUGGCUAUAGUUGGUGGCAGCGGGUCAGGGAAGAGCACCAUUGUGCGGCUGUUGUUCCGCUUCUUUGAGCCCCAGCAGGGGAACAUCUACAUAGCGGGGCAGAAUAUCCGAGACGUCAGCCUUGACAGCCUGAGGAAGGCAUUGGGGGUUGUACCUCAGGAUGCCGUUCUGUUCCACAACACCAUCUUCUACAACCUGCAGUACGGCAACAUCAACGCCACACAGGAGGAGGUGUACGAAGUGGCGCGUCUAGCAGGCAUCCAUGAUGCUAUCCUCAGGAUGCCCAAUGGCUAUGACACCCAGGUUGGGGAGCGGGGCCUCAAGCUGUCAGGAGGGGAGAAGCAACGCGUUGCCAUUGCCCGCGCUGUGCUAAAGAAUCCGCCCAUCCUGCUUUAUGACGAGGCAACAUCGUCUCUCGACUCCAUUACAGAGGAGAACAUCCUGAGCUCGAUGAAAGAGAUGGUGAGGGACAGGACAUCAGUGUUCAUCGCCCACAGGCUGUCCACAAUCGUAGAUGCAGACGAGAUUAUCGUGCUCAAUGAGGGUAAAGUGGCAGAGCGAGGCAGCCACCACGCCCUCCUCAGCAACCCAGGCAGCCUUUACGCAGACCUGUGGAACACUCAGAACAGCAAAAUCCUCAACAAUGGCAAGCGGUUGUCCAAGCCGCCGGGUGAGCGCCUGUCCCAGAAGGAGGAGGAGAGGAAAAAACUGCAGGAGGAGAUCCUCAAUAGUGUAAAGGGCUGUGGGAACUGCUCCUGUUGAAGGAAGCUGCCAUCUCCACGGCUCUUCAUCCCUCACAGAUGGCCUACGCUGGAAUCCGCUGGAGUCUGUGCAGUAUGGGGGGAGAGAGUGGGGAAAGGGGUACAUCCCCAUUACCCACGCCCACUUCUGCCAAGCCCCCCACCCAUGUGACUAUCUUCUCCUCCCACUCAUGUGAAUAAAGGCCACUGCUCGCCAAAGUGAAGGAGGAGGAGCAGAACAGGGAGCAAGUGUGUUCAGCACUGGCUGGUGUCCAGAGAUGGAGCUUCUAUGCCAGUUGCCUCAGCUGAAGCCAAGCAUAAGAGACCUUGUAUAUCACAUACGUGUGUGUAAGACAUCUGUUAGUCAACAUGGUUGUCCCCCCCCCCCUCUCCUCCUCAUUUUUGACAUCAGGUUUAUUGACAUCUUCCAUCGCACUGGAAACAGAUGAGAGUACACGUAAUGACUUACACAUGCCUUGAUGUUGAAACAAUUUGUACUGAUUUCAUUUUUUGAAUUAUUUUCAGAACAAACUGAACCUAUAAUUUGCUUGUUUUAUAUUAAGGAUGUGCACAUAUUACAAUUUAUUCUUCUAUUAGGUGAUCACAGUUAGAUUAUUGUUUUGCAGUUCAUCAUUUGAAGGACAUGAUUUCAUAAAGCUCAUGGGAUUCAGUCACAACACACUGUUUUCAAUGCAUGUUCUAAAAAUAUCGAAUUUGGCAGAUAAUCAAGUCUUCUAGACGAAUCACAACAUAAUGAUGGAUGUUUGGACUCGUGAAGGCACAGAACAGCUCCCUGGUGAAUUAGCAGUAUGUCACAGUCACAUUCAUGUAAAUAUAGCGCUCUGAGAGUGACAAGAAGCGACUAAUAAAUCAUGAAUGGUUUUCACCACAACUGGAGCCACAUCACGAGGCAACAGCUUUAAAGGCCUCCUGUGGGAACGUUUCCCUGUCAUAUCAUUUAGCCUUGGUUGUUGGGCCUCCUCUAAUGAAAAGUUUUAACAGUGCUAAGACAGCUUUUUGGAUUGUAUGGUAAGAGUACAGAGACUUCCUCCUGAAGGUUACUUGUUAAUAUUUAAAAAGUAAUAGUACAUGCAUGUCCUCAUUUUCCGAGGGCUGUUUGGGCUGUGAUAUGCACAUUUGUGAGGAAGCUUGUUAUAGUGUUACGAUAUUAAAAAAAAUGGUAAGUGGGGUGUCUUUUACUAUACACAAGAUAUAAAGCCUGUUUCUUUUCAUUCUAGACUAUGUUGACUGUGUAAGUACACUGCAGACAGAUUAAUAAAUAUUUGGCUUUUGUCUAAAUAA